GUUUUACGCACGUAAAGAGCUUUGACGCCAAUUCCAUAUCAGACAGAAACUGAGCAACUUCGGCGUUCUUUUUUCUAUAGGAUGUCGCGCCGCAAGCAAGCGAAACCAAGAUCACUGAAAGAAGACAAUGUGACGGAGGAGCUACACAGUCCAGGGCAGACUGCCAUUCCAAGCGAUUCCGAGUGCGCCCCCGAGAGGCCGGAGGAGGAUGCUGCGGCUGUGCGUCUGAGGCAGAGGCUGUGCUCUCCAGAGGAGGCUGAGGAGGGAGAAGAGGAGGACGACGCUCUGCACAGCUGCGACAGCUGCCGGCAGGUGUUCCCGUCGCUGAGCCAUCUCACCGAACACAAGAUUAAUCAAUGCCAGCUGACAGACGGCGCUGAUCUUGAGGAUGACCCAUCAUGUUCCUGGCCUGCAUCCUCGCCCUCCAGUAAGGACCAGACUUCUCCAGGACACUGCGAGGACUAUGAUUUUGGUGAAGAGGAGGGAGUGCCAGGCCUGCCGUACCCUUGCCAGUUUUGUGACAAAUCUUUCAGUCGCCUGAGCUUCCUCAAACGCCACGAGCAAAGCCACGGUGACAAGCUCCCAUUCAGCUGUACCUUCUGCAGCCGCCUCUUCAAGCACAAACGCAGCAGAGACAGACACGUCAAACUCCACACCGGUGACAAGAAGUACCACUGUGGUGAAUGUGACUCUGCCUUCUCUCGGAGCGACCACCUCAAAAUCCACAUGAAAACGCACGCCUCCAACAAACCCCACAAGUGCCCCGUGUGCCGGCGAGGGUUCCUAUCCUCCAGCUCGCUCCACGGACACAUGCAGGUCCAUGAGCGGGGUAAAGAUGGCCGCACGGAUGACUGGAAACUGAAAGAGACGCGGAAAUGUAGCCGGUGUGAAGAAGGUUUUGAUGUCCCGGAAGAGCUUCAGAGGCACAUCGCGGAGUGCCACCCAGAGUGCUCGCCGUCAGAGGAUGGGGGCCUUGGUGCCACUCUGCAGUGCAUCUACUGCCACGAACCCUUUAGCGACGAGGGCACCCUGCUCACCCACAUAGACCAGGCCCACAGCCGGGACAGGAAGGGCCAUACCUGCGCCAUCUGCUCCGAGCACUUUGAGUCUGUGGAAGACCUUUAUGCUCACAUGGACAUCCACCAGCUACCAGAGUCUAGCAAUCACAGCAACAGCCCGUCUUUGCUCACAGUGGGCUACACCUCAGUCUCUAGUACCACACCAGACUCUAAUCUCUCAGUAGACAGCUCAACGAUGGUGGAGACGGCACCCCCUGUCCCCAAAACAAGAGGCAGGAGGAAGCGAACAGCUCAAAACACAGAUCAUGGAGGUCGAUCUGCUAAACAACCCAAAGUAUCCUACAGCUGCAUCUAUUGCAACAAGCAAGUGUUCUCCAGCUUAGCAGUUCUUCAAAUCCACCUCCGGACCAUGCAUCUGGACAAACCUGAACAGGCUCACACUUGCCAGUUUUGUCUGGAAGUCCUGCCCUCGUUGUUGAAUCUCAACGAACAUCUAAAGCAGGUACAUAAUGCUGAGGACCAUGCUGCAUUGUUGGCUAGCUUACCUGAUGCCCUUCUUCAGUGCAACUUCUGCCCUGAGGUCCUGGGAGAUCUCAAUGCUCUCCAGGAACACAUCCGCUGCUCCCACGGCUUUCCCAGUCCUGUCGCAAAGGAGAGCAACGCCUUUUUCUGCCCACAGUGCUUCAUGGGCUUCUUAACCGAGGCCACUUUAGAGGAGCAUGUUCGUCAGACCCACUGCGAUGGCGGAAGCUUGAGAUUUGAUUCCCCGCUUGCUGUUACGCCCAAAGAACCCAUUGUUGAGGUCUACUCGUGCUCGUACUGCACCAAUUCUCCCAUAUUCAACAGUGUGCUCAAGCUGAACAAACACAUCAAGGAGAACCACAAGAACAUUCCUUUGGCACUCAAUUACAUCAACAAUGGGAAGAAGUCAUUGCGCACCCUCAGUCCGUCAUCUCCCAUAUCUGUGGAACAAGCCGCCAUCUUGAAGCAGAGUAGCUCCUCACGUGCCAACAGCAGUGAAUUUAUAUGUAAUCAAUGUGGAGCCAAGUACAACAACCUAGAUCUAUUCCAGACCCACCUCAAAACGCACCUUGAUGGUCUACAACCUCAACUCACCUGCCCGCAGUGCAACAAAGAGUUCCCCAACCAGGAGUCUCUGCUAAAGCAUGUGACCAUUCACUUUACGAUUACCUCCACGUAUUACAUCUGUGAGAGCUGUGAUAAGCAGUUCACAUCAGUGGACGACCUGCAGAAGCACCUCCUAGACAUGCACACUUUUGUCUUCUUUCGUUGCACGCUCUGCCAGGAAGUGUUUGACUCCAAGGUCUCCACCCAGUUGCAUUUGGCAGUCAAGCACAGCAAUGAGAAGAAGGUGUACCGCUGCACCUCCUGUAACUGGGACUUCAGGCACGAGACAGACCUCCAGCUCCAUGUCAAACACAGCCAUCUGGAGAACCAGGGCCGCGCGCACCGAUGUAUAUUCUGUGGAGAAUCCUUUGGAACGGAAGUCGAGCUGCAGUGUCACAUCACCACUCACAGCAAGAAAUAUAACUGCCGCUUCUGCAGUAAGGCCUUCCAUGCCAUUGUCCUUUUGGAGAAACAUCUCCGGGAGAAGCAUUGCGUGUUUGAGGGGAAGGCGCAGAACUGUGGCGCUAAUGGUUCUGCUCUGAGCGGUGGGGAGACCCAGCCGAAGGAAGAUGCAGAAUUACAAGGUCUUUUGACAAACAGCCACGGGACAACUGCAGUGGGGGCAUCCGUUGUGGAAUCACCAAAUAACCAUGAUGGCAGUGAAGAGGAGGUGGACACAGCCGAGCCGAUGUAUGGUUGUGAUAUCUGUGGUGCGUCUUACACCAUGGAGUCACUCCUCACAAACCAUCAGUUAAGGGACCACAACAUCCGUCCUGGUGAGAGUGCCAUGAUGAAACGGAAAGCAGAGAUGAUCAAGGGUAAUCACAAGUGUAAUGUCUGCUCCCGCACGUUCUUCUCUGAGGCUGGGCUAAGGGAGCACAUGCAAACUCAUCUUGGACCAGUCAAACAUUACAUGUGUCCCAUCUGUGGUGAGCGUUUCCCCUCGCUGCUCACCCUCACGGAGCACAAAGUCACUCACAGCAAGAGCCUGGACACAGGGAGCUGUCGCAUUUGUAAGAUGCCUCUGCAGAGUGAGGAGGACUUCUUAGAGCACUGCCAGAUGCACCCCGACCUGAGGAACUCCCUGACAGGUUUCCGCUGUGUGGUUUGCAUGCAGACAGUCACCUCAACAUUGGAGCUGAAAAUCCAUGGUACUUUCCACAUGCAAAAAACAGGCACCAUGACAAGCAAUCACCCCGUUGGCCGCACCAACGCUGUCUCCCACAACCAGCAGGUGCACCAUAGCCAAAAACCUUUUAAGUGUGCUUCCUGUCUGAAAGAUUUCCGUUCCAAACAGGACUUAGUGAAGCUGGACAUCAACGGACUGCCUUAUGGACUCUGUGCCUCAUGUGUGACAGCCGCUGGGUCCAAAAGCUCCAGUCCAACAGUGAAUGGGGGAAGGCAACCUCCACAGCAGGGAGGUGCUACUACUCCUGCAGUCACAGCUGCCUGGAUCCAAGGAGAACGCCUGAGUCCUGCUGAAGGCAAAGGCAAAGUGGCCUCUUCAGCCUCUUCAUCCUCAUCCUCCUCCUCCUCAUCUGCAGGGAAGACACGGUGCUCCAGCUGCAACGUGAAGUUUGAGUGUGAGGCUGAGCUGCAGAACCAUGUGCAGACUGUGCACCGCGAGCAGGCUGGGGACAGCAACAGUGGACACCUCAAGACCCCACAAGUGUCCCCCAUGCCCAGGACCAGCCCGUCACAAACGGAGGAGAAGAAGACCUACCAGUGCAUCAAAUGUCAGAUGGUGUUCUACAGUGAAUGGGACAUCCAGGUUCACGUGGCCAACCACAUGCUGGCUGAAAAUGCUUGGCCCCACUGGAUGAUGUCAUCAGGUGGUGAUCCAGAAAAGGAGGGCCUGAAUCAUGAGUGUAAACUGUGCAGCCAGUCGUUUGAUUCUCCGGCCAAGCUCCAGUGCCACCUGAUCGAGCACAGCUUUGAGGGCAUGGGCGGGACCUUCAAGUGCCCGGUCUGCUUCACAGUGUUCGUCCAAGCCAACAAGCUGCAGCAGCAUAUUUUCUCCGCACAUGGCCAAGAGGACAAGAUCUACGACUGCUCGCAAUGCCCCCAAAAGUUCUUCUUUCAGACAGAGCUACAGAACCACACGUUGACUCAGCACAGCAGCAGCAGCUAACAUGGCCGACACCAACGCCUGGCCCGGAUCGAGGUCACGUGACAUCAGACAACAUCAUGUGACCACCUGUUACAGUUAGUGCAUCUUCUCCCACUGACUUCACUCCAACUGAACCAGGAACACAAUCUGUAUCUGUGGACAAGGGGAGGCUGGACUUUAACCCUCCUUACUGACAAUUGUUUGGAAAAAUCAAUUCUCUUUGUAUAUAAAAAUCCUUCAUGUGUUGCUUACCAGUUAUAUCGCAAUCUUAAAACAGUAUUUGCAAUUGUACAGAACGAAAAAAAUGUUUGUAUAAAAAAAAAGAAAAACGGUUGGGGUUAAGAAGGCACUUUUCCAGCCUAUCUGCGGACGACGUCAUUCUGCAAGUACGGUCAAUCAAUAGAAACCAGAGGACCAGUGGUGCAAAUAAUCUGCAAUGGAGUUGAAAAAAUAAAAGAACAUAAAACGCGAGGAGAGAAAGCAGGACAGGAUGCUGAUAUAUGCAAAAGCAGUGACACACAUUUGGAAAACUGGCUAGCGAUCAGAGAGCCAUGAUGAAGCUCCCAUGUGGAUUCCGCUAAUUCAACCUGUACAUUUCUGUUGUUAAUGUUUACUGCUCGUCCAAGCCUGGAGAUUACUGGAAUAUUUCUAUGUUUUUGUUUCUUUCUCUCUUUUUUUUAAAGGAUUUUCAUUUUGGGGGGUCAUGAAGUUUAAACACAGCUAGCCUCUCAAGCUGGAUGCCACCUUGGCACAACUCUUCGUAUCCAUUCUGUUAUAUUGGUAAUGUUUUGAGAUGCACUUUUGUAUUAUGAUGUUUUUGGACAUUUUCAUUGACGCAGUUUACAGGACAAAUCAACAUCUCCUGGCGCAAAAGGACGUUUAUCUCUGAUGUUAUUAAAAUGUAUUGUACAAAUAUGGAGUUCUGUAUUUGGCAGACCUCGUUUUUUGUGUUGCACAUGUGAUGAAAAUAUUAAAAACUGUAUGAAUACUUAC
Messenger RNA from Boleophthalmus pectinirostris (great blue-spotted mudskipper), 5250 nucleotides. RefSeq names its product zinc finger protein 521. The coding region runs from base 82 to 4278 and encodes 1398 amino acids. Gene Ontology annotation, molecular function: DNA-binding transcription factor activity, RNA polymerase II-specific; RNA polymerase II transcription regulatory region sequence-specific DNA binding. The transcript has 9 exons. Gene Ontology annotation, biological process: regulation of transcription by RNA polymerase II. The record is from RefSeq and is a predicted model, not a curated record. Lineage: Eukaryota; Metazoa; Chordata; Actinopteri; Gobiiformes; Gobiidae. Gene Ontology annotation, cellular component: nucleus.